ACGCCGGUGUCACAUUAUUAUUGUUCCGUAUGUUGCAACACUGGCUAACUGCAUACUGUUUAGGUAAAGUUUAUAAUGUACUGAAGAUAUUAAAAUAUUAAUAAUGCAUCUUACGCAAGUCUUAGAACUGUUUCCUGAAUACACGGUGACUCAACUGCUCUUCAAAGAUGUAAAAAAUACGACGGAGUUGAGAAAAAUGGCAGUGAAUGGAGAAAUAAAAGGCGCCUUGAUCAAUCCAUCAAUGGUUGUAGAUUCCUUCCAGAUCCUGGUGGCAGCAAAUAAAGCCGUUCACCUGCAUAAAAAUGGGAAAAUGAAAACCCGGAGCCUUUACUCGGAAAUCAUUUUUAAUCUUUCACCCACAAACAACAUUUCGGAAGCAUUCAAAAGGUUCGGGAUCUCAGACAGUGACAGUGCAGUUCAUAUUGUGUUGGUACACAAUAAAGACGAGAUUCUCAACAUCAAUGACAUCAUCUUAAAGGUGGAUGGACAACAGAUAGCCGUUGAUCGAGUGUCUGAUUUGACUGAUGUUGCCAAAAUUAAAAAGCUCUACAAAGUCGCACCACUGGAGGAAAAGUGUGGAAGUCUUUUGGAUGCUGUUGUUUGCAGGAUGGCCACUAAAGAUGUUGCUUAGCUAAUCCACUCAUUGCUAUAUUUAUAUUUUAAAUAAACCACACUGUAUAUCUAC
Messenger RNA from Carassius auratus (goldfish), 685 nucleotides. Its product is annotated as EKC/KEOPS complex subunit TPRKB. The coding region runs from base 104 to 631 and encodes 175 amino acids. The record is from RefSeq and is a predicted model, not a curated record. Gene Ontology annotation, cellular component: EKC/KEOPS complex; cytosol; nucleus. The transcript has 4 exons. Gene Ontology annotation, biological process: tRNA threonylcarbamoyladenosine modification. NCBI's taxonomy places the organism in Eukaryota, Metazoa, Chordata, Actinopteri, Cypriniformes, Cyprinidae.